UUUAGUUUUUUAAUUCUUGAAAAAUUAAACAAUUGUUCUCCAACUACUUGAGUUUUGUCGUUUGUAUAAUGAUGUUUGUUUUGCUCAGAAAAGGCGAAACAAUUGACCUGAAAAUCAAGAAACUGCACUUUGAAUCUUUCUUUCUCAUCCUCCUUCCUGCUUCUCUCGACAGCUUACACCUAUUAGGAUCGUGCUAUCAUUGUCGUUAUGGGUGCCAAAGCUUCUAAAAAAGAUAAGGCAAGAUCCGUAUUGGCAGAUCCUGUUGCACUUGCUUCUGAAACAGUUUUCACUGUUAGUGAAGUAGAAGCAUUGCUUAAUCUAUACAAGAAAUUGAGCGGCUCCAUCACCAGUGAUGGGCUGAUACAUAAGGAAGAACUCUUACUGGCACUUUUCAAGAACCACAAGAAGGAAAACCUUUUUGCAGACAGGAUAUUUGCCCUUUUUGAUGCCAAGCAGAAUGGACAUAUUGACUUCGGAGAAUUUGUGCAAACAUUGAGCGUUUUCCACCCAAGGACUCCUGAAUCUGAGAAAAUUGAAUAUGCAUUUAAAUUAUAUGAUCUUAGGCACACUGGCUACAUUGAGCGCGAGGAGGUGAAGGAGAUGGUCUUGGCUCUUCUUGAUGAAUCCGAUCUUCACCUUUCAGAUGAUGUUGUUGAAGCCAUUGUCGACAAGACGUUUAAAGAAACAGAUACAGACGGUGAUGGCAGGAUUAACCAGGAGGAGUGGAGAGAAUUUGCUGCUAGAAAUCCAAUGUUGUUGAGAAAUAUGACUCUUCCUUAUUUAGUGGAUGUCAAUUUAGCUUUUCCGAGCUUUGUCUUGGGCACAGGAGCAGAGGACUCAAAAUUUACUGGCUAAUUGAUCUGAAGAAUCUCGUUCCUCUUAAAUGGUGCAUUAGCAUAGAAGAAAACAUCUGUUCUGAUGUUGGUUGCUGUGAUUUUCUAACUUCAGAAACAUCUGAAUUCCCUGAAAGUUUUGUUCAGCUGUUAAUCUUGUCCAUAAAUGUUCUGACGGGGUUUUGCCACACGAAUUUGUGAAGUUUGCAUUUAUAAUUGGAAAUGAGUUGCCUCCA
Molecule: messenger RNA, 1069 nt
Organism: Lycium ferocissimum
Lineage: Eukaryota; Viridiplantae; Streptophyta; Magnoliopsida; Solanales; Solanaceae
Product: calcineurin B-like protein 7
Exons: 9
Coding region: 208-855 (215 amino acids)
Biological process (GO): calcium-mediated signaling
Molecular function (GO): kinase binding; calcium ion binding
Source: RefSeq, a predicted model, not a curated record